UUCAACUUCAGUUCGCUCUUUGGCGCUGAGGUAGUCACACUGGCGAGAAUUGUUGCCGUCCUCACGCCUCGACAUAGUGUCUAGUAUUUUUGACUGUGCUGUCAACAUACUACAGAGUAUACAGAGUAAUCUUGUGGUAGUGUGCAAGUAGUUACACAGUUUGUUGCUGAAGGUUGUGGGUUGCUUGUUAGACACAAUCAACUAAGUCUAUAGCUGGUGCUUCUCCUCAAGCCAGGAUAGUAGUUCGGUUGACUACCGUACAGCAUAAGAAUAAGAUAUUGGCAGUGCCAGAGCAGCCGCUACUCGGGAAAGAAUGGAUCUAGCGCAGCAGCAGCGAGCCUCUGCUCCGGCGGCAGUGAUGCCUGUAGCGUGUGGGGGUUCGUACUGUGCCAAGCCUCAGGACUGGAUCAUGGCCGAUCCCAAUGAGCGCGAUGCACCCCAGGUGGUUCUGGCUGAUAACGAAGGACACUGGGAGAAGUUCAGCCCAGAAACGAUGGAAAUGGUGGUCACUCGGGAUGGCAGACGCUUGUUUCCCCGAUGCAAGUUUCAAAUCCGCGGUUUAAACGCCACGGACCACUACAAAUUCUACAUCUCGCUGGUGUCCGCAGACGGCAAUCGCUACAAGUAUGACUUUCGAUCGACGUGGACCACCGUUGGCAUGGCGGAUCCGCCAGUCAGGAGCAGUGAGCAACUGUACUGCCACCCUGACUCGCCAAGCACUGGCGACGCGUGGAGCAGGCAAAGCACAAUAUGCUUCGACAAGCUCAAGAUCACCAAUCGGGAGGACGAUGACAAAGGCCAUAUAUUCCUGCACACCAUGCAGAAAUACCGUGCCAGAGUGUACGUCGUACGCGUGAAGCCCAACAUGGAGGAGGUCUGCUGGUGCUUCGAUUUCCCCAAGACGACUUUCAUUGCCGUGACAACGUACAACAACGAUGCUAUUCGCCGCUUCAAGGUGAAGAACAACGCCUUCGCAAAAGGUCACCGGCAGAAAGGAGCCCUGGGCGAUGGCUCUGACUUUGCGGCGCAGAUGACUCACGCACACGCAGCGGUGUCACCGUCGCCGUCACAGGUUGUGCGGACACCUCCGCCAGGCUGUCCACAGGCGUACUAUGUACACGCCGCAGCAGCAUCACGCGCCAUGCAGCAGCAGCCGCCGCCGCAGCAGCAGCAGUCUGUCAGCUACACGCCGGCACGUAUUCACCAGCAGCAGUGCUUCGUGCCAAUCUGCACGCCUAGCUCCAUGUCGACUACUGGCGCGACUGAGUUUCCGUUUCAACCGGUCAAGAGACCGUCGUCAUGCUCGUUGUACGCAGAGCCUCCCAACAAGACGGCACGUACGGACGGCGGUACAUCGGGCCUUGGCAGCGAAUGCACCAACACGAAUCUGUCCUCGCCCUGCCGUGAGUUUAGCAUAGCUCACAUUUGCCGCCGUGGCGAUAGGGAAACACCGACAAGCGACGAGGGCGUACCCCCAUCGUGCAGUGCCAGCAACCAUCAUCACGAUGAUGAUGGACGGUCAGACCAUGCCGUACCUAUAUCUCCGACACCGAAAGCAGCAACAGUAGCAGCGGCGCAUACAUACAUACAGCAACCACUGCCGUACAGUGCUGUGUCGCCGCUGUCCAGUGCUGGUGCUACGUCUUCUCCGACCAUGGCAAGACCAACGGCCAUACCUAUGCUGCACCCCAUGCAACAGCCAAUUCACAUCCCCGCUGCAGCACAUCAAGCGCCAACGUACUUUCAGCUGCCAGGAACACAGACACUGGUGCCAGUCAACCCCAACAGCAAUGUCGGCGUUCAGCCGUAUCAUCAUCCCAUUCCAACCAUCAUGGCUCCUGCUGGCUGCUCAGCACCACCAGCAGCACAACCGCAUCAACCGCAGCAAAGUUUUGCCUAUGUUCCUGCUGCUCCGCACAUGCAGGCCAUGCAAAUGAUGCCAGUCAAGUACGUUGUGCUUCAGCAGUCAUGAUCUCUCUGUAUCCCGAAUUCUUGUAUUCUUCGUCAGUGCUCCGUAACAGCGGCAAGUGAAGUUCCAGCUGAGUACAUGGUCGUGUUGACUCUCCCUCUGGGCCGCUGUGUGAGUGCAGUGCCUUUAUUCUCCUAUUAUCUCUAUGCAGACGCUGAUCAGGCCGUCAACUGCAUCUUUGCGGCCUGGGCACAAUAUCCUACGAAACACACAAGUAUUUUCUCCGCCUCAGACUUAUCCUGCUUUAUAACCGCACUAUCCUGUUGAACUAUUUCUUUGGCAUUGUCCUUUCUUCGCCGUCUUGAAUUGAUCUUUGAGUUUUAAAUCCAAAUGAAUAUCUCUUGUGUCGCGCCAGAUUUCUUGAUCCAAUGUUGAAUAUCCGUGCCUCUCUCACAUUAUUCCUGAUAACGUAUUUCAUAUUCCUUUCAUCGUCUGAAUUAUUUUACGCUAUUUUCAACUUUUCAAGGCCAGUCUUUUACUAACGAAGCACUGCUUCAGUGCAAAACAUA
Messenger RNA from Sycon ciliatum, 2478 nucleotides. RefSeq names its product T-box transcription factor TBX18-like. The record is from RefSeq and is a predicted model, not a curated record. Bases 314 to 1972 code for a protein of 552 amino acids. The transcript has 5 exons. Gene Ontology annotation, biological process: positive regulation of DNA-templated transcription; cell fate specification; regulation of transcription by RNA polymerase II. Gene Ontology annotation, cellular component: nucleus. Lineage: Eukaryota; Metazoa; Porifera; Calcarea; Leucosolenida; Sycettidae. Gene Ontology annotation, molecular function: RNA polymerase II cis-regulatory region sequence-specific DNA binding; DNA-binding transcription factor activity, RNA polymerase II-specific.